Molecule: messenger RNA, 3291 nt
Organism: Scaptodrosophila lebanonensis
Lineage: Eukaryota; Metazoa; Arthropoda; Insecta; Diptera; Drosophilidae
Exons: 3
Coding region: 1-3219 (1072 amino acids)
Biological process (GO): peptidyl-L-cysteine S-palmitoylation; protein targeting to membrane
Cellular component (GO): endoplasmic reticulum; Golgi apparatus
Molecular function (GO): protein-cysteine S-palmitoyltransferase activity
Source: RefSeq, a predicted model, not a curated record
AUGCCCAACCAGACACAACGCGAAACGCCAGCAACUGAAGCAGCGCUAGGCCAAGGCCAAGUCGCUUCCACGGACCACAUCAUAACCAUAAGCACUGCCAGCAUUACGGAAGCGUACACCGACGACGACACCGAGCAGCUGAAGCAACAACGUCUUCUGAAGCAGCCAACCCAGCUGCCCCAUAACGUUGUCUCACCCACAGAGAUUGCAGCACCCACUCCAUUGCCAGCUUCAGGUGCCGCCUCCACUCCAGCGACCAGCAAAGCGAAGAAAAAACUGCGAGCUCUCUGUCAACUGUCACAGCUGGUCUCCUUUCAGAACAACAUUGCCGAUGUGCAUCAUCGUCGGGGCCGUCGUUUACAUGGAUUGCAGUUGCCGCUGCAUCCAUUGCAGCUCUUUGGCUGGCUGGUCUUAGUGCUGUUUGGUUUGGCCAGCUAUUUGGUGCUGAUUCCGGCCUUCAGUGUGCCAUUUCAGGGCCCAUUAUAUGGUCUCAUCACAGGUCUAUAUAUUGUGCACAUUGCCUCACAUUUGGCCGCACUGCUCACAGAUCCGGCGGAUAAGGAGCUGCGUCGUGUGCAUCGAAACGAUCGCAUUGUGCCCGAAUUCGAUCGCACCAAGCAUGCACAUGUGAUUGAGAACGGACGCUGUCAUUUAUGCAACAUACGAACCUCCUCGCCUCGCACCAAACACUGCUCUGUGUGCAACAAGUGCGUGGGAAAAUUUGAUCAUCAUUGCAAGUGGCUGAAUCAUUGCAUUGGCUCCCGAAACUAUGUGGCCUUUCUGAUGUGUGUGGUCAGUGCGGUGGUGGCCACUUUGGUCAUUGUGGCGGCUGUGAUUGCCCAGAUUGUGCUCUACUACUUCCAGCCAGAGUGGUUGAGCUUCUACUGGUGUAAGACAACGUCAUCGCAUGCAGUCUUUAAUGGCACUGAUUUCAUUAAUCUAACCCUAAGCAUGGGCAAUGGUACACUUAUGCUCCUGGAGGAUCAAGAGCAGACCGAGGGAGCGAAAGAAGAUCUCUAUACUCAGUUGGAAAACGUAACGCUGCCAACACUAAUGCAAAAUCUAAGCACAAUGCUGGAGGUAACCCUUAGUCCAGAGCUGACUACAAGCGGAACCAUUCCUACGAUGCUGGAGGAGAGCAAUCAUACAGCGUCCACGCCCACUGUGGCAGGAAUAGGCGUCAAUGAAACUAUAUUCCUAGUACUGAUUGGUAUUCUCGGCCUGUUGGCGGCCAUUAGUGCGGGUCUGCUGUUACAUUUGUGUUUCUUUCACAUCUAUAUAUCAUUCUUGGGACUUACCACUUACGAAUAUAUACGCAAUCAUCGACAGGCCCAGGAGGCCAAGGCCAAACACCUGUUGAGCACAAACGCUGCCACAAUGCUGCCCAAAAAUGGUGUCCAUUUCUCGCCCACACAACAACAGCCACACAACAAUCCGUCCAGGCAUAAUGGUAGCGAGUGUGGUCAAAUCUUUUGCUGCUCCAGUGUGCGACAUCCCAAUGCAUUGGCCCACGAAACAGACUACUUUGAGGCGCGCAAGCUUCAACAGACUGAGGAGCAAUUAAAAUUGCAUUGCUGCGCCAAUUCACGAGAAUUUCAUCAGCGUGCCCACAAAGCCUACUACGUGUGCUCGCUGCUAGAUGAGCACAGCGUGAGUCCCUACGAUGAGUCCCCAAAUCUGGAUCAGUCGCGCUUGCAGACCUUUCACUGCUGCUCCAGCUUUGCGGCCGGAUCUCUGCAACGACGCGUCAGCGCAGCCACAAGCAAGGCGACUCUGGUUAGCGAUGUUGAGGCAGCUGCCGCCGCCGCUAGUCUCAGUGUAUCGGCACGUGGACGUCCCUAUCUGCAAUAUACGGAGCAGUGCACUUUUUGUACCUUCCGUAUUCGCAGUCCGUUGGUGACGAAGCGCACGGGUGGCAGCCACAGUGGCAGUCACAUUAGCAAUAGCACUAGAAUACUGGCCACCCACAGCCAGCCCUCCAUGCUGCUUCGGCACUCGGCCGAGGGCAGUUCCAGCACAGAUACAGUCGCGAGCACCGCCACCACAGUCACCAGCGCCGGCGGUGGAGUGCAACGAGAGCGCGAACAUCAGCGCUGCUGCAUGAAAUCUAUCUCGAAGCAUCAGCGCUGGCGACGAAAAUGGAAUUGCUGCACCAGCGUACCCGACAGUCCCGAUGUGCCCAACGAUCUCAUUGCGGCACUGGCCUAUCGCCAUCAACAGCAACAGCAACAGGAGCAACUGGCGGAUACGUCCAAUAAAAUCAAUGCUGCCGAGCUGCCGGUGCAGUUCAUACGCACACUAAAUGGCGACGCCGCUGCCGCCAACGCCGCCGGCACUGCAUCCGCCGGAACUAUAAAAUCACAGUCCAGCAGCUCGAAUUCUCGCACCUGGCCGGUGGCACGACUGCGCCAUAUGAUGCGCAUGCUGGGACGCUAUCGACGCCCGCGUUGUCGCCAUCAUCAUGGGCAUGUGGCGGCCGCCGAGCAACACCAUCCGUACCUCCCGAACCACCCGCCCCACCACACGUCCGUCAAACAGAAUCAGAUACGUCCGCUUCAACUGCAGGGCCGAGGCGUCGCCAAUGGUGGCAACUCCGGCGGCUACUAUGACAGCAGCACGCCACAGCCGCCUAGCUCCUGUACGCCUACAGCUUCAGAACUGAGCAGCGAAAUGGAGCAUAGCACUAGCGAUGGUUCGCUGACAUCAGCGCAUAAUAACGAACUACUCAUCCUGCCAACAUCCGUGAUACGCGACGAUAGUGUAACCACAUAUACGUUGACGUUGCCACCGGCCUUGCCGCCACCCACGCGCCGCAAAAUGCCCAAUCCCACUGAUCUGAAGGAAUUGGCCGAAACUCUGGGCUUUGCCUCUCCUCCGUCCGGCCCGUACACACCGAACAGCUGCAGUGGAGCGCAGCAGCAGCGUCUCCCUGUUUUGGGCAAUGUCUACAGACGACAGCGACGUAAGCACUUCCUGCGCACUCGAUCGCCCACUUUGUCGCCCAUACAUGAAUCCGGCCUCUCGAAUCCGACCUCGCCACAGCCCUGUCGCCACAGCAUCAACAGCAACAAUAACAACGGCAGCUCCAAUUGCUCGCCCAACGUGGCACGCUCCUCGGUCCUGGUGCAGAAUCUUUGUGGCAUCGCUGGCGAGACACUCCGCAAGGCCGCCUCCAAUAGCUCGCUACAGAGCGUCAGCUCCAACUCGAGCAGCACGUAGUAGCAUAUUGUGGUUUUUCUCUAGUAUUAAGGAAAGGGUUGUUGAUAUCUACAAUAAUUUUGUUAUUGAAAU